GCAAGCUUGGCCGUGUGGUUGAGAAGCUUCCCAACUACGUCGUUCCGGCUUCAAUCCCACUUCACGGCACCUUGGGUGUCUUCUAUUAUAGCCCCAGGCUGACCAAAGUCUUUUCAGUGGAAUUGGUAGACAGAAAUUAAAAGUAGCUCGUUACAUACACAAACAAACACACACACACGCACGCUCACGUUUGUGUUUCUGUGUUGUUUUGUCCCUUCCACCGCGUGACAACCGGUGUUGGUGUGUUUACAUCUCUGUAACUUAGCGGUUCGGCGCAAAGAGCGACGGAUAGAAACUUUUUAAAAAAAGAAGAAGAAGAAAUAGGGGUCGAUCUGUUUAACUGAAGUCUUUCAUGGUCGCAGUCCAACGACACAGACAAGUAAAAGAUAACUGAAAAGAAAAAAAAAAUAUCUAAGCAGCCACAGGACUACUGAAAUGUAAAUUCACAGAAUAUACGAAAGUCGAUACUAGCAAUAACCAAUUUUGUGGUAUAUUGGUGAUGUAUAGGCAAUUCAUCUCAUGACUCACCAGUGGAAUGUGCCAUCAAGAGAGCCUGAAACCAAGUGUUCUAUACAUUUAUAAUAAGGCUACACCAUAAUGUCUGCAGCUAUUGCUCAAGAACAGUCCACAGACCCCAAUGUGGAGCUUCCUGCAGUGGAAUCAAUCAAGCUAGAAGGUGCUGUCCUCGAUCCUGGGAACCCUACCAAUGAACAGGAAUUCAAUGGACACUGUGGGGUCACACUUGAAAACUUACCUUAUGAAUUACUGUUGUUAGUUUUUAACUAUGUGGAUGCAGGUCAUCUCAUUAGAUCUGUGUCCAAAGUGUGUCAAAAGUUCCAUGUCCUGUUGUCAUCAGAAACUUACUGGAAGACCCGGUUGACUGCCUGGUACAGCCCAGAUAGGUACCCACCUGUUUCAGAGUUGAGUGGAGACUUUGACUGGAAAGAAGCCUGUUUAGCUACAGAAGAAGCUUAUGGUUUUUGGCGGAACAACUCGCAAAAGACAGAAUGCAUCAGAAUCAGCAACAUGUCGUCCGGCUUCAGCGAUUCCGUACAUUUUCUACAGGACAGCCAAGUGUUGCUGGUUGGUUCCAGGGACCAUUCUUUGACUGUGAUGAACGUGGAUAAAAUGGUGAAAGAACAACCCAAUUCCUACAGGGAAGCAAUUUUGUACUCGGACCACAAAUGUCACAAGGGCUGGGUAUGGUGUUUGAAUUCUUACGGUGAUCAGUUCUGCUCAGGAUGCUGGGAUUCAAAUAUCCGGCUGUGGGAUUCAAACCCUAACAUUGCUCUCGUUUCUACAUUCAGGUGUAAUUCAGCAGUCUUGGAUAUCUACAUGGAACCAAACUUGAUCAUUGCUGGCACCCACUUCAGAACUAUGUGCACCAUUGACACAAGGGAUGGACUCGUUAAUGAGGUGAAGUUGCAUCGGAUGCCUGUCCUGUGCUUGGCAGUCACACAAAAAUACAUCAUUACAGGUAGUGAAGACAGCCAGAUUUGUGUCUAUGACCGGAGAGCGGGUUCUGUCUACAAGAAGAUUGCUCUAGACUACUACCCAUUGUGCCUGACAUUCAACAAUAACCAUUUAUGGGUUGGUGACCAUGUGGGACACUUACUGCUAUUUGAUGCUACAGAUGACCAGUUUAACCUUGUGAUGACACAUGAUUUAGGUUCAAGUUCAAACCGGUGCAAGUUGACCACAAUAAGGCAUUCCAUGGGAGCUUUGUUCACAUCAUCCAAUGAGAGAAAGGAAGGAAAAGUUACAAUCAUGGAACCAACAGCAAAUCUACAACGGAUCUCUAGUAUUUCACCCAAUUUUGGAGAAAUAGCUGGGUUGGAUCAUAGCAAUAAUACCCUUGCUUAUGCUGGCAGUAAUUGUUGCGUUGAGAUUUGGAGACCAAAACAUCAACUUUAGCUUUUUUUUUUUAUCAUUAUUAUUAUUUUUGUCUGUUUAUGUAAAUAAAUUUUAACAUAUUUU
Messenger RNA from Octopus bimaculoides (California two-spot octopus), 1977 nucleotides. RefSeq names its product F-box/WD repeat-containing protein 9. Gene Ontology annotation, molecular function: protein binding. Lineage: Eukaryota; Metazoa; Mollusca; Cephalopoda; Octopoda; Octopodidae. The record is from RefSeq and is a predicted model, not a curated record.